AUGCGGCAGAAAAGCGCCAAGAUUUCGCAUAAGCGAUUUCUCCACACCCCAAAAAAUUUCGAACCGCCCGAAAAUUCGCAGCCAAUCCGCCCGCAACCGCCGCAGUAUCAGAGCUCUCUUUCUCUGUUCACCGAGUCUGCUUGCACCCGCCGGGCCGUUGACUUUCGUUUCGCUCUGCAGCCCUCCUACCAACCCUUGUGGCCGAUACGAGAAAGCCUUUGGCUUUUCAUUUACACAAGCAAAGAUCUCAACAAUAAAGAGAAGAAGCACGGGAAUAUGGCGGAAUCUACUCUGCAGGAUCGCCUGCGCGAGCACUCAAAGGCCUUUGAUGGUCUUUUGUCCCUCAUUCCGGCCAAGAUGUACUAUGGAGAAGACAACUCUGAACAAUGGAAGCGGACGAAGCAGACGAAAGCCGAGGCCAAAGCGGCAAAGACUGCCAAGCUGGAUCCCGACAGCGAACUGAACCGCAACGCAAAGGAGGUCAUGGACGAGCGGGCGGCGCGCAACAAGCGCAAGUUGGAGGCAAUGCAGGAGGAGGAGGACAAGGAGGAUGACGACGACCAGCCUAUCCCCGGCGUGCAGAGGGAGCUGCCAGGGCAGGGCCUCCGGAACAAGGACUACAAGAAGCAGAAGAUGGCCGACCUCCCGAUCGACACGAUUGACGAUGCCAACCCUGCCGAGAUGUCACAGAACCAGCUCAUGAGAAUGGCGAAGAAGGAGGCCAAGCUGGAGAAGCGCGCGACCAAGAAGGCGAAGAAGGCCGAGAAGAAGGCUGCCAAACUGGAGGCCGGUGGCGGCGACGCCGCUGCCACGGUUGCCUCUGCUGUUGCCCAAACACCGGAGGCCAAGGAGUCCAGCAAGCCGGCCGACACCAAGAUCGCAAAGUCCCCGUCCGCCAAGAAGGAGUCCAAGAAGCAACAGAAGAAGGCCGAGUCCAAAGACGCCAAGCCCGUCACCAACGACCACGACAGAGACGACAAGGACGAGGAGUACGAGACCGUCGACGAGGACGAAGACGAGGCCCAGGCCGCGACAACGGCCGAUCUCAACCCUCUUGACAUCUCCGGCCUCGACAACCAAAAGCCCACAGAGUCCAGCGGCGCCUCGAGCCCCACCUCGGCACCGGCCUCGCCCACCUUCGACACCGCCGCUACUACUACCACCGCCGGCGCGAGCGGGAGCGCGAGCACGACGACCUCGACCAGCUCCACCGUCCCGCCCUCCGAGAAGCCGAAGCACAUCAAGCUCCCCGCCGACACCUCGGCCCUCCGCGCCCGCCUCGCAGCCCGCAUAGAAGCCCUCCGCGCAGCCCGUAAAGCCGACGGCCCGGACGGAAAACCCAUCCGCACGCGCCAGGAGCUCAUUGAGGCGCGCCGCUUCAAGCAGGCCCAGCGCAAAGAGCACAAGAAGGAGCUCCGCACCAAGGCGAGGCUCGAGGAGGACGCCCGGCGCGAGGAGACGCUCGCGUCCAACUCGCCCAGCGUCAUGUCCCCCCGCGUCGGCCUCGGCGGCGACGACGGCGACGAGGAACCCGCCAACUUUGCCUUUGGUCGUGUCGCGUUCGACGACGGCACGAAGCUCUCGCACGACCUGUCCCACGCGCUCAACACGCACAAGAAGCGGGGACCCUCAGACCCCAAGACGGCGCUCAUCAAGAUUCAGAACCAAAAGAAGCGGCUUGCGGCGCUCGAUAAAGAGAAGCAGGCCGACAUUGCCGAAAAGGAGCAGUGGCUGAUUGCGCGGAAGCGGGCCGAGGGCGAGCGCGUGCGCGACGACGAGCAGGCCCUGAAAAAGGCUGUCAAACGUAAAGACCAGGCCAAGAAGAAGAGCGAAAAGGCGUGGAAGGAGCGCAGCGACGGGGUGGCCAAGUCGAUUCGCGACAAGCAGAAGAAGCGCGAGGACAAUAUCAAGAAGCGCAAGGACGAUAAGCUGGCGCACAAGCUCGGCCGCAAGAGCGGGAAGAAGGUGGGCGGUGGCGGGGCGAAGAAGACCAAGGCGCGUCCUGGCUUUGAGGGCAGCUUUGGCGGUGGCAAGAAGAAGAAAUGA
Messenger RNA from Colletotrichum orchidophilum, 2046 nucleotides. RefSeq names its product surfeit locus protein 6. The transcript has 4 exons. Gene Ontology annotation, biological process: ribosomal small subunit biogenesis; ribosomal large subunit biogenesis. Bases 1 to 2046 code for a protein of 681 amino acids. The record is from RefSeq and is a predicted model, not a curated record. Gene Ontology annotation, cellular component: nucleolus. Gene Ontology annotation, molecular function: RNA binding; DNA binding. Lineage: Eukaryota; Fungi; Ascomycota; Sordariomycetes; Glomerellales; Glomerellaceae.